UGUAGUUUGUUUAUACCCACCGCCAUCUGUACAUUUUCUUACUCCUUGUCCUUUGCUCUCUUCCACCGCCACUGACCACUGCCGUUUCAAAAGGAAAAAAGUCACUACCCCUUCGUUUCAAGCCAGCAGCCCACUGACUGAGACGAAUACUGCCUAGAUCUGAUUCCACAAACUUCGAAAUCGCUAGCCCCAAGUACGAUCUCGAGUAGGUUCUAGAAAUAGCGACAAUGGCGGCAGUGGAUGCUCGAAAUCCUCUUCUCGUAGACACUACUUGUGGUUCUCUUCUGCAGCAAUUGCAGCAAAUCUGGGAUGAGGUUGGUGAAAAUGACGAGGAACGGGACAAGAUGCUGCUUCAGUUAGAGCAGGAAUGCUUGGAUGUGUACAAGAGGAAGGUUGAUCAGGCUGCUAAGUCUAGGGCACAACUUCUUCAGACCUUGGCAGAUGCCAAUGUUGAACUCUCCAGUCUUAUAUCAGCUCUUGGAGAGAGAAGUUUUGUUGGAAUUCCUGAUAAGUCUUCGGGAACAAUCAAGGAACAACUUGCAGCGGUUGCACCAACACUGGAACAACUGUGGAAGCAGAAAGAGGAUAGGAUAAAGAAUUUUUUUGACGUACAAUCGCAGAUACAAAAGAUACGUGGAGAAAUUGUGGGAACCAGUGGACAAGUAGGGAGUCCUGUAGUUGACGAGGCUGACCUAUCCCUGAAGAAGUUGGAUGAGUUUAAAUCUCAGCUCCAAGAACUGCAGAAGGAAAAGAGUGAUAGGCUGCACAAGGUCCUUGAAUUUGUAAGUACUGUGCACGAUCUCUGUUCUGUCCUUGGGGUGGACUUCUUCAAUACAGUUACUGAAGUUCAUCCAAGCUUAAAUGAUUCAACUGGUGUGCAAUCCAAAAGCAUUAGCAAUGACACGCUAUCUAGGCUGGCUAAGACGGUCUUAGCACUAGAAGAAGAUAAGAAGCGGAGGUUGCAGAAGCUUCAAGAAUUAGCAACUCAGCUAAUUGAUCUUUGGAAUCUGAUGGAUACCCCCCAAGAAGAGCGGAGUAUGUUUGAUCAUGUUACCUGUAAUGUAUCUGCCUCAGUAGAUGAAGUCACAGUACCUGGGGCUCUUGCUCUUGAUUUGAUUGAGCAGGCUGAGGUGGAAGUUGAAAGGCUUGAUCAGCUAAAAGCUAGUAGGAUGAAGGAAAUUGCUUUCAAAAAGCAAGCAGAGCUUGAAGAGAUUUAUGCUCGUGCUCAUGUUGAGAUUGAUUCAGAGGAUGCCCGCGGCAAAAUUAUGGCUCUGAUUGAUUCUGGUGAUGUUGAGCCUUCUGAGUUACUUGCUGACAUGGAUAACCAGAUAGCAAAAGCAAAGGAAGAGGCUCUUAGCAGGAAGGAUAUCUUGGAUAAGGUUGAGAAAUGGAUGUCAGCUUGUGAAGAAGAGAGCUGGCUUGAAGACUACAAUCGGGAUGACAACAGGUAUAAUGCUAGUAGAGGUGCACACUUAAACCUCAAGCGAGCUGAGAAGGCCCGUGUUUUAGUCAACAAAAUUCCAGCUCUUGUGGAAACGUUGGUUGCUAAAACCCGGGCAUGGGAAGAAGAUCGUGGCUUAUCAUUUGCUUACGAUGGUGUUCCUCUACUUGCGAUGCUGGAUGAAUAUGCAAUGCUCAGACAUGACAGAGAAGAAGAGAAACGGAGGAUGAGGGACCAGAAGAAGUUCCAUGAACAGCUAAACACAGAACAAGAAGCAAUCUUUGGUUCAAGGCCGAGCCCAAGCCCUGCUCGAGCAAGUCUCGGUACCAAAAAGGUGGUUGGUCCACGUGCAAAUGGAGGUGCAAAUGGAACUCCCAGAAGAUUGUCUAUGAAUCCUCAUCAAAAUGGUUCGAGGUCCAUAAACAGAGAUGGGAAGAGGGACAGUAAUACCAGGCCUGUUGCUCCCGUCAACUACGUUGCCAUAUCGAAGGAGGAUGCCGCCUCUCACAUUUCUGCCGCCGAGACCGUCCCGGCUUCACCGUAGUAUAAUCGACUGCGAUCUGUUUAGGUUGACAUGCAUGUGAUAUUUUGUUACCGUCAUACUAGCUUUAGUUGCUGCAGUAGGGAAACUGGUUUGAACUGUGAGUAAUAGAGAGUAGAGUUGGACUUGGUGCUCGGGAAACUGGUUUGAAAUGUGAGUAAUAGAGAGUAGAGUUGGACUUGGUGCUCGUAUUAUAUUGCCUUUCAGAAGGUCUUUUUGCCGCUA
Messenger RNA from Rhododendron vialii, 2207 nucleotides. Its product is annotated as 65-kDa microtubule-associated protein 1-like. Gene Ontology annotation, biological process: cytokinesis by cell plate formation; microtubule cytoskeleton organization. The record is from RefSeq and is a predicted model, not a curated record. Gene Ontology annotation, molecular function: microtubule binding. Gene Ontology annotation, cellular component: cytoplasm; spindle. The coding region runs from base 228 to 1985 and encodes 585 amino acids. The transcript is spliced from 10 exons. NCBI's taxonomy places the organism in Eukaryota, Viridiplantae, Streptophyta, Magnoliopsida, Ericales, Ericaceae.